Anguilla anguilla (European eel) is the source of this 7544-nucleotide messenger RNA. Its product is annotated as phosphatidylinositol-binding clathrin assembly protein-like. The coding region runs from base 1147 to 3042 and encodes 631 amino acids. Gene Ontology annotation, molecular function: phosphatidylinositol-4,5-bisphosphate binding; SNARE binding; 1-phosphatidylinositol binding. The transcript is spliced from 20 exons. Gene Ontology annotation, cellular component: extrinsic component of presynaptic endocytic zone membrane; clathrin-coated vesicle; synaptic vesicle. The record is from RefSeq and is a predicted model, not a curated record. NCBI's taxonomy places the organism in Eukaryota, Metazoa, Chordata, Actinopteri, Anguilliformes, Anguillidae. Gene Ontology annotation, biological process: synaptic vesicle budding from presynaptic endocytic zone membrane; clathrin coat assembly; clathrin-dependent endocytosis.
GAUCACCUGACUUCCGAACAGCCAUUUUGUCUGUGGUUGGUAAUACAUUCAGAAAUCAACCGAAGUGGUUACCAAAAAGCUGUUAAGGGAAGAUGAAAAGAAAUACUGAGAAAAUGAACAACUGACUGAGUUUUCAUUGGAGAAAGGGGUUGAAAUACACGGCCUGACACGGGAACCCAGCGGCCGAAAAAGGACUACAUAACGUUAGCCUUACUAGCUAGCUAACUUGGCUGUCUAGCUUUUCACAGUGAAGUGUUAACAGCUAGGUUUUCCACAUUAUAUAGCUGGUUAGCUACUGUUUGAUGCUGAUUCUCAGUGUUAGCUAACUAGCUAGCUAGUUGCCGUAUUCGCUUGUUCUCAUCUGAACUCCGGUAACGUUAUAUCUGUUUUCUUUCGUGAUCCCAGGGAUUCUGUCAACCAGCAAACGAGGUUACAGUGACAACCGGUAUAUUAAGCGGUUGAUGAAUGAAUGUUGAUUCCCUUUCGCUGUAAUCAGCUCGAGUGGGGUUGUUAGCUAAUUAGCUAACUUGGUCAUUUACUGUCCUCCCAUUUGGAGCUACCUGCUCAGAUAACUAGCUAGCUAACUGCCUGAAAAAACGUAGAUAGCUAGCUAUCUAUCUGUUUUGCAAGCCACAGUCAUACCGUUAGUGAUGUCUCACUGCUUUCUUAUUGGACAGUUACCAUUGGAUGAAUUUCAUUUUCACUUUUGUAACGCUAGCUACGUUUAAAACCAGACUGCUGUCAGUUACAGUUGGUAACCUAGCUCUGAGGUAGUCGGGUAACUGUUAACUUACCGUCUAUACAUUGAAGGUAGCUAGGUAGCUAGCAACUUAUACUUUUUUCUUGCUUCUCCGCUUCCAUCUUUUUUGUAGUAGCUAGCUAAUAGUAAGGUGAUUUUGUAUCUGCAGUUUAACUUGGACAAAAUUUUUAGUUCACUGGGGCUUAAUAUGAGCUGGGUGGUUGCAACCUAGCUGGCUGUCUGAUUUACCGCAUGCUUCCCUGUGUAGUGCGCGACUCGGUCUACGGUUUUGUUUCCAGACAGUCAUCAGACGAAGAAAAAAGCCACCUUCCUGCCAGUUAAGGAUUUUUUAUUGAGAGUUUGUUUGCCAGUUAUUACAGUCUAGCUAGCUACCUAACUAGCUAAAAAUGUCGGGACAGUCGAUCACUGAUCGGAUCGCAGCGGCUCAGCACAGCAUGACUGGAUCUGCUAUCAGCAAAGCAGUCUGCAAGGCCACGACGCAUGAAGUCAGCGGACCGAAAAAGAAACACCUUGAUUACCUGAUCCACUGCACCAACGAGAUGAACGUGAGCAUUCCCCAGCUGGCGGACACGCUGUUCGAGAGGACCGCCAACAACAGCUGGGUGGUGGUCUUCAAAGCGCUCAUCACCACUCACCACCUCAUGAUGUACGGCAACGAGCGGUUUAUCCAGUACCUGGCCUCCAGAAACACUCUCUUUAACCUCAGCAACUUCUUGGACAAAGGCGCAUUGCAAGGAUAUGACAUGUCGACCUUUAUCAGGCGUUACAGCCGAUAUCUGAACGAGAAGGCGCUUUCCUACAGGCUGGUGGCUGUGGACUUUACCAAGAUGAAGAGAGGGAUUGAUGGAGUGAUGCGCACUAUGAGCACAGAGAAGCUGAUCAAGACCCUCCCCAUCAUCCAGAACCAAUUGGACGCCUUGCUGGACUUUGAGGCCAACCCCAACGAGCUGACCAAUGGGGUCAUCAAUGCUGCCUUCAUGCUUCUGUUCAAAGACUCGAUCCGCCUCUUCGCAGCAUACAACGAGGGCGUCAUCAACCUCUUGGAGAAAUAUUUUGAUAUGAAGAAGAACCAAUGUAAAGAUGCUCUGGACAUUUAUAAGAAGUUUCUCUACAGGAUGACAAAGCUGUCCGAGUUUCUCAAAGUUGCCGAGCAAGUUGGGAUUGAUCAGGGUGACAUCCCAGAUCUAACGCAGGCUCCCAGUAGUCUGCUGGAAGCACUGGAGCAGCACCUGGCUUCUCUGGAGGGGAAGAAAACCAAGGAGUUCUCUGCAGCCAGCAGAGCCAGCACCCUGUCGAGCGCCGUGUCUUCCCUCUCCAGCACCGGCAUGUCCUUCAGCCGCAUGGACGAGAAGGAGAAGAACCUGGCCUUGGAGGAGGAGCAGACCAGGCUGCAGUCCCUCAAGGAUCAGCGGCUAAAGGAGAUCGGCAUGCAAACGCCCACCGUGUCCCCGAGCACUCAGUCAAUGGGCAGUGCCAAUGGUACCAGCUCUGGCAUGGACCUCUUUACCAGCCCUGCCCCUGCCCCCUCUACCAACAGCAUGCCAAACCUCACCAGCGACCUGUUUGACCUCCAGCCUGCCUUCGUCCCCACCGUACAGAGCACACCCACCAUCUCCACCGUUAACAGUGCCUGGGGAGGUCUGGAAAUCGCCCCACCGCCCGCUCCCCUGCCCUCAAUGGGUGUAGAUUUCGAUGCCGUGUUCGGGAGUAAAGUCACCAAUAACGACGCGGCACCCACGUCUGGUUCGGACCCGGCAGGGGACCUCCUGAAGCCCUCGGUGCCCACGCAGAACCAGGCCCUGACCAUGUCGCUGCACCCAGGAGGCAAGCUGCUGGCCAGCGACCUGGACUCCUCCCUGGCCAGCCUCGUGGGCAACCUGCAGUUUGGAGGCACACCAGCUAAAAAUUUGCCGUUCUGUGUGCCCGCGUUCAGGCCGGACAUGCAGUGGACCCAGCCGGGCGAGAAGAAGCUGACGGGCGGCACCAACUGGCAGACCAAAACCAUGAGCACCACCACGGCCUGGAACCCUGCCCCCAUGGGUCCCGCCCCCAUGCCUGUGCCGCAGAUGAAUGGAAUGAUCUAUACUGGUUAUGCCCCGGCUCCGAUGGCUUUUCCCAUGACGACACCUCAAGUGCCUGUGUAUGGAAUGCUCCCACCGCAGAUGGGGCAGUUGGGCGGAGUCCAAGUGAUGGCACCUCAGCCCAUGAUGUACAACCAGCCUGUUCUUAGACCUACCAACCCCUUUGCCCCCAUUCCUGGAGCCCAGAUGCAGUUCAUGUAGUACCGGCGAAGGGCGUCGCGCCAAAGGUCACGGCGAAUCAUCCCCCUCCCCUCAACAAAACGAGCAAGCGAAGAAGAAAAAUCAAACCAACGCCAAAUACAGGGAGAGGGAAGAGAGAAGCGAAGGAGACCAGAAAAGAAAAGUGCGCACAGACUGAAGAUACGUUCGAUGUCAUUACCGUUCCAGCGCUUGUCAUCCAUGUGUGAAACACGGCGCCCCGACCCCGCCCCGCCCGUGACCCGGCUGCCCAUCUGCCCCCUUCACACCGGCUGAACUGGAUUUGUAUUUCCGCCUUUACAGGCUAGCGUGGGGGGGCUCCGCAUGGACACGCUGCUGUCUGAGAUUUAGAGAGAGAGUGUAGAUCACGAAACGCACUGAAGACUGGUUGAUGAAGCUUUUCUUUGGCAUUUUACUUUUUCUAGUCUACCUUCCUCCGCCCUGCCCUGUUUUUUCGAGAAGGUUCCGGAGGUCGAGCCGCAAGGCCCUUUUCCACGCUGUCUUGUUACUAUGGAUGCAUCUGUUACUGUGAUUGUUCGUGAGCACUUUGGUCACUGUCGAGAAGAUUAAACCUAGCUACGGAUGCUGUUCAUCUUACAGAUCCGUCCGGCCACUUGCGAGGCCUAAGGCUGAUCUGGCGCCUCUGGGCCGAUUGGUUCGGUCUGUCCUUGAGCGUUCGGAUCGAUCCGUCCACGCCGAUUUUCUCAAAGCGUUUUUCUUCAAACACCUCUCGCCUCACAUCCAAACAUUUCGGUUUACUGUGCACAUUACGUGUGUGUUGGUGAGAUGAGUUUUUUUUUACAUUUUUUUUUUUUUUUAAUUCAGGUAAGGAAAAGGUUUGGCUAUCUAAAUUGGUGCUUUGUACCUUUGAGCACUUUAUUAGUGAGUUAGCGCGCGCGCACGCUAGUGUGUAAGUGAAGGAGCGCUGUCGUUGCCUGUCUUGUCCUGACCCUCCGCAUGGUCAGUGUGAGAGCUGUGUUCUGCAUGGUGGUGAAUCGGCCUUGAUCAGUUAGUGUCUGUGUGUGCGCAUGCAUGCAAGCGUGCCCGCCGAAUGCCAGUUACAUUGCCCGCCCCCCCCCCCCCAAACCUCCCCCCACUCAAACAGAAAUAUCAGCAGUCUGAGAUGGCUCUUCUAAUUUGUUAGUUUACCAACCCUCUGCUGUCAAUUUUUAUUUAUGUGUCCAGAAUGGAGUUCAGUUGAAGUUUGUCCCCAUUUGCUUUCCAUCCUUGUCUGCCAUCAUCAGCACCAUGGGAGUUUUUACUGCUGUGGUAGAUGAGGACGGGCGAUGUGUCCUACACACGCUCGGUGCAUGAGCUGCUGUUUCAGACUGGCUGAAAACCGCCUUUUCAGUCAUCACGAAAUAUUUCCAUGUCUCCAUACCCUUUCCUAAAAACGUCCGUUUAACAACUGAAUGAUUCAGUUAUUGAAAUUCCCUUCGUGUUUUUGGUUUAAGCUUGUAAAUACUGAUUUCCCUGUGUUUGUAGUGUGGAGACAUGUCCUUCUGCUCCUGUCUAAUGGUGCAUUGGUGGAGCCUGUUGAUGGUCUUGUCGCAUCAGUCAUACAAUGACAGUAAAAUAUUCAUAUUAUUUGCUACGGUUAUAAUUAUUAUGAUAUCGCGUGCAUCUUUAUGUGCAAACGCUCACCCGACUUCAUGAAAUGACAGAAGGUUCAAAUGUAACUUCAAUUUUGAGUCCUUGAAGAGCUGCCAUAUUUGUGAGCGAAGGGUUGUGGGAAAAGAAGGUGCCAGUUGCGAUUAGAUUUUGACUUUCGUUCUUUUGCUAUUCUGGAAGUUUAAGUGAAGCCCAGCUAGCUUGUGCCGUGAGACGCAAAAUGCGCUUUAUUUGUUUCAGGGCCCUGGAAGGGUCAGGCUGCUUUUAGCAGAGGCAGCGCCGCGGGGCUCGCGCCCGGCCGACCCUCGUCUAGAGACGCAGUAGCCAGCGACUGCGGCACAGCGUCCGCAAUGACACGCAGCGCUGGAGGGAGUUUCACCGUGAGGAGGUCACCGAGUCCCCACCCGCCCAGCCCUCGGCUGUAAGCACGAGGUUCGGCGGGGUGUUCGGCCAACGGCGAGCGCCACAGGCGCACCCCUGGGUUCCAAGCAGGCGCUUCUGGAACCGAACUUGGCCGACGUACUGCGUCGCCAAAACAGAUGCAUGUUGGAAGUGAGCUCCUGGUUUGGAAGUGCGCUGGGUCUCUGGGCCAAUUAGUAUUUUGCCAUGAACCGCCAGGCAGAGCCGACCCGGGGUGGGUAUUUCCGAUUUAUGAAGUUUGAGGAUUAGGGGAGUGAGGGUGGGGGUGGGUGGAUUUGUAAGGGAGGGUGGGGAGUGUUUUUGUCAUUGUCGCUAUCGAUGUGUGUCAAAGUCAAACCUAGAUGUGCCAGCAUCACUGUUGUACAGCGUUUAGCACAAAAGAGCAAGCGAAAAAUGGAUAAAUGAACAGAACUGCACAAAACCGAAUUGUAGCUGCUGCAAUGUUGUGUGGGGAAGUACCCCCCCACCCCCACUUGGCUGUUAUUUUUAGAAAAAACACAAGUACAGAGUACAGAAUGGCAUAUCCUGUCCUGUUUUUGAAUACUCGGUUAAGGAUAAUUGAAAGUGAACACGCGGUGAAUUUAAACUCAAAUCAAUCUUAAACAGGGUAAUCCCAGCGAGGCGUCCGUGUCCCACAGGGCCAGUUGUCAGUCAUUGGCUUGUGUGCACAUGACCAGUUGUAGUAAAUGGUGAGUAGUCCUGUGCUGUAAAUGUGUCUGAACUGUCCUCUGUCCGGUAGGUAGUUCUAGAAGUGUCCAAGCCGCCUCUUGUCGUCUGCUUUAGGACCAUCCCGUUCCAUCGCCCUGCGACCCGAGCCCUUUCCUCCAUUUUUACAUAUCGGCGCAGUAACCGUACCCACGUCUAUGUCCACUUCCUGGACUUUUGUGCUCAACAGGAAGUCGACCAGUUCUGUCUUGUCCUCUUGUGCGCCGCCUCAUGCAUUAGCGUCUCGGUUAGGCGAUAGCAUUUUUGCGUGGAGAAACGUUCGCGUCGGCCCAUUUAGGUGGCAGCCGGUAGAACGUUCGUAGGUCGAAGAGCCAAGCUCUUACCAGUUCAGGGAGGCGAUCCCUACAACCCAUCCGUGAAGACCGUCCUACGUAGUGAUGUCACUGAGCCCAUGGGAGGAAACCGACGCGUCAAUCAGUCUGGGAGCUUCUGACAUUGAGGAAUAGUUUCUCACCUCUCUUUCUGACUGCAGAUUUUCUUUUUUCUUUUAAUUUGUCAGACCUUUUCUUUAUUUUAUUUUAUGCAUGGAUUCCCUUCCUGUCUGUAUAGUGGAGGUUGUACAUAGCGCUGGCGGAGAUGAGAAAGCACAAAGCUCCCAGGGCCAUGGAGACUGUAGGAAACCUCCGUCUUUUGAGUGCAUGGUCAGUGUCGUGUUUAUUUUUUUUUUUCUACGGGGGUGCAUGAUAUUGUAUGUAGUCACAUUGAUCUGUGAAGUGUGGGCCGUCGUCGUCAGGCUUUCGGAGCUGGUGGGGUGGGAGGGGUUGGGGCUUCGGGCCUUUCCGGUCAAAGAGCAAAGAAUGACAAGGGCCCAGCCUGUAGUUAACGUCCGUCAAAUCAAAGAACCAGCGAGUUUCAGCCAGCCCGGCCAUACGCAUCAACGUCAUCCAGGUCACCUGAUUUACCGCCCCGGAAUGUCUUCAGCGCCAUCUGGGCUGCUGUGCAGUUUCUAAUCACGUUGUGGGUUUUUUUAUGGGAUCUGUAUGGGAUCUCCGUAUUUGCAUCUACAGCGCCCUCUGUUGGCGCCUGAGUGUCCUACGCCAUCCUCGUCUCCUGUUGUAACGUCUUGGUGUUCUGAUCCUUUCGGUUGACACUCAGCUUCCACCGCAAGAGUCUGCCCGGCUCACCAGUCAGCUUCCUUUAAUGUAUUGUACAGCUAUGCUGUUUGGGAGCAGGUGGUGUCCGGGUCUCGACCCCUGCGCUGGAAAGCACAGUGAAAUGAGCAAAGGGUCCUCCUUACCUUGACACCAUCAGGGAAUACAAGUAGAAAUGAUGAAUAUCUUUUUUUUUUGUCAUCAUUGUCAAAACUGUACAUUUUUCAAUAUGUACUUUCAGCUGCUGCCUCAAUACUCUGUAUAUUCAUACUCUGCAAUGUAUUAUUUUUUUGCAUUUUUAAUUUUCUGAACAUGAUAUAUAAUAUAUAUUUGCUUUAUAUACUCUUUAAGGGAGAGCAUUGAAACACUAGUCCAUUUGGUUUUUUUUUGACACCAGGGAAAGAAACGCUGCAACUUUGUCCAGGUCAUGUUUAAAUGCCAAAUGAUACUCAACAGUAUGGAUGUACCCACACCUGUUACUUUUUUCUUUUUGUAUUUAUAAACGCAUAAUGUCAGGAUUCCAAGACUUACAAAAGAGAUUAAAGGCAUUGGGAAAUAAACAUAAGUUUUUAUUUUUAUGCAUAAUUUCAUACUGGGUUACAUAUGGUUGUUUUUUUUUUUAAGGAAAACGAAUAAAAAGGUCAUUUGUCAUUCUUA